This is a messenger RNA of Laccaria bicolor S238N-H82, 2471 nucleotides long. RefSeq lists its product as uncharacterized. The coding region runs from base 1 to 2436 and encodes 811 amino acids. NCBI's taxonomy places the organism in Eukaryota, Fungi, Basidiomycota, Agaricomycetes, Agaricales, Hydnangiaceae. Gene Ontology annotation, biological process: silent mating-type cassette heterochromatin formation. The transcript has 3 exons. The record is from RefSeq and is a predicted model, not a curated record. Gene Ontology annotation, cellular component: rDNA heterochromatin; SHREC complex.
AUGUCUGCUCGAAGGAUAUCUGAAGUCAAAGUCGACCUACUUCCCAAUCCUGAAUAUCUUGACUUUCCACGAUCGGACGGUUCUCCCUCCGUCUGGCCUCAGAACACCACUCGCGUUAUUGACCAUGAAGGUCAUGUAAAUUUCAUGCAACCUGUUGGUUUGGACGCGUCUGUGGCUGUGAGAUGGAGACUUCAAGCUGCCAGUGCAAUCGCUAUUGAUAUGGGAAUGGCUGAGGGUUCUAACUAUGUUUUGAGGACGUGGCCUCAUGGAUAUUGCAUGUACGAUCACAACAAAGGUCCCGCGAACGGAAAUAUUAGGCACGAUAUCUAUCUCUACGGUUCCAAACACAAAUUUCGCUCCAUCAACGAGUUCAUUCCGCACGCUAUCUGGCUUAUGCGUGAUCCAACCAUGAAUCCGAGUAAUUGCGCUUGCAAGUACUGUUCGAAGAAAUCGCAAAAGGAGAUCACUGCUGCUAUGAGCGAUAUUCUCCAAGCCCGUUCGACAUCUGGCAUUGCAUCUCCAACAUCCUCUCGAAUGAGACCUUCACGCGACAAGUUACCAAAAGCGAAAGACUUUCAUAAACACAUACGAGAACAGAGGGCUCGCGAUCCAAAGGUAUACGCCGCCGUGCAAAAAGCGCUCAAACCUUUGAAACCAGGGUCGGGUGUUUUGAAGCAGCCUAUGCUUGCCGAACGCAAUUCAGAUCUUAGAGCUAUAUGCUCCAAGACCGCGAUGAAUCUCAGACGGUGGUUUAGAGAGGGAGAAAUGGUUUGGUGUGCACUGGAGACUCCUAUUACACUUCCCGACGUCGAUGGGAUCAACAUCCGAUAUUGGCCCGCUUUGGUCGAGCAAGUCAAGUUGAAAACCGUACCUGUGCGCCGUGAAGGCGAUGUUUUGACACAACCAAUCGCCUCGUCGUCCUCAUCUCAACCGGAAGGACACCAAGAUGAUGGGACGGGUAGGGGGAUAGUCAUAGAGGAAAGGAACGAUGACCCGCCAUUGCCCUGGACGGUGAAGCAAUCAACAACCUACAAAGUCCAACUUCUUGCCGUCUCGCACUCGUAUACCAUUGCCGAUGAACACGUAUUGCCAUAUCAAGCUCAUCUGCCCUCAACUCAACUAAUUGCAGCCCUGCAACGCUUCCCUCCUGAGAAUCUCGAAUUCAACCGAGAGCAACUAUCCAAAUUCAAUCCAUGCGCUCCUUCAACAUCUUUCAAGGACGCUGUCGCUCCAUAUGCGAUGGCUGUCCAGAUUGGCUCUCUUCUCUCCGGAUUUUGGUCCUUCACCGACGAAUGGGAAUUCAAAUACACCACACCUAUCCAACCGACGCCAUUACAAAAUUCGAUCCAGGCCGCCAUUGAGGCAACUGGGCGACAUAAUGCCCAAACUAAUGCACUUACCAACAACUCCUCACCUCCAUUCUAUACAAAAAUCACUACAACAAAUCCUAAUAUGACACCCUCCGAGGCGCAAGCUGCCGCAACACAGGUCCUUGGAGUGCCACUCUCGUCAGGGUUGCCGGACUCAUUUACUCAAAUACGAUUCCAGGGCCUCUGGUGGGGAGCUGAAAGAAUAUGGGUGGAUGACUUCGUUCGCUUGAAGUCUCCACGCCGCAGUUUGGCGCCCAAAGGAGCGCAGAACAUUCUCCCCCCAGCAGGUCCUGGCAAAGAUACUCGUGAACUCUGGAUAGCGCAAGGGAAGGAGCCCGACGAUGUAUUUAAUGGUGCUGGAGGUCGGGGGGUUUUCUUGAAAUUGGAUGGGCUUUUUGUUGUGGACACUCCGAAGGAGGGCGGGUUAUUGAAGAAGGAGGGCAGGGCAUCUGGAAUGCUCUAUGAACUUGCGGAAUUGGACUGGGAGGAACCUGGUCAGCCAACACCGCAAGUCAAUGGUCCGCAUACCAACGACUCAGCAUCUUCUUCGGGGUCGUUGCCCUGGAGAACGACGUCGCAAAACGGAGAUUCCUCUCUACCUUCAACAUCUUCCCCCAAUCUACCUAGCCCCAAUACUCAGCAAUGGGAUCCUCCUGCAUACCUGCUACCGAAAGCACCUGUGGGGUACAAGUUCCGUCCUAUUCUUUCACCGGGACAUGAAGCUGUUGUAAAUUUGGGGCUCAUCAGCGGACGAUAUUAUCCCGAAAUUUUGGAUCAUCCUCACUUGAGGCCACUAGUUCAACAAGCGAUGGAAAGCGGAGGGGUCAUGCAAUGUAACAACCUCUGGGCACUAGAAGGAUUGUCUGCUGGAUACCACAAUGCUGUUGAUCCAACGUCUUACAAGAAAAGCCGGACGGACAUGGUGCAGGAUGCGGACAAACUAGCUGGCACCGAGUUGGAGGAACACAAACAACAAAGGAUAUCAAAUGGGGACGUGGCGAUGUAUGAGGAAGAAUAUGAACCCCGAGAAGAGGCGGACACGGAAAGGAUGGACAUAGACGAUUGAGUAUGUAUAUAAUAUAAUUGAGCAAGUGCACUGUC